AUGGUGCAUAUGGAGUACAGCAGAGCACCUCUAAAUCCUCGGAGGUUAGGACAUUUAGGAAGUGAAAGUUGUUCCCUAAAGCUGGAGUUGAAAAGACGCAGUGGGGAAGCACAUGGACAAGGGUCAUUUAACUUCCUGACCUCCAGCCUGGAGCUUCCUAAGAGAUGCAAAUUGGCCGCUUCUGGAAAACAACGCUCACAAAAGCCUGGGCAGCACAUUCAGCCUACCUGGGAGGUUCAGGCCCACAGAGCAGGAGGCAGAGGCGAUAACAAAUCCUCAGUUUUACCAUUUCAACAGAAGACAGGGGCUAUGGACCAGAACCAAAUUAAGUCACUUUCACACUUUCCCAUGGAUUUUCCUGCGUAUUGUCACCAGUCUGUUCCGUGGCGAUUGGCUAUACAACUUACUUUAAAAAAUAAAAAUAAAGGCCUGAUUCAAAAACUUUGUGACAGAGUAGCUUCAUCUACUUUAUUGGAUGACCGAAGAAAUGCUGUGCGUGCUCUCAAGUCAUUAUCUAAGAAAUAUCGCCUGGAAGUGGGUAUUCAAGCUAUGGAACAUCUUAUCCAUGUUUUACAAACAGACCGUUCGGAUUCUGAAAUAAUAGGAUAUGCUUUGGAAACACUAUGUAAUAUAAUAUCUAAUGAUGAAGAGGAAGAAGUAGAUGAUGUUGAAGAAGAAAAUUCCACGAGACAGAGUGAGGAUUUGGGAAGCCAGUUUACAGAAAUUUUCAUUAAACAACAAGAAAAUGUCACUCUCCUGUUGUCUUUAUUGGAGGAGUUUGAUUUCCAUGUCCGCUGGCCUGGUGUGAAGCUUCUUACUUCUCUUUUAAAACAACUAGGACCUCAGGUGCAACACAUUAUUUUAGUCAGUCCCAUGGGUGUUUCAAGACUGAUGGACUUACUAGCGGAUUCCAGGGAAGUUAUACGAAAUGAUGGUGUCUUACUACUGCAGGCACUAACAAGAAGCAAUGGAGCAAUCCAGAAAAUUGUUGCUUUUGAAAAUGCUUUUGAGAGACUGCUGGACAUUAUUACGGAGGAGGGGAACAGUGAUGGAGGUAUAGUGGUUGAAGAUUGCUUGAUUUUGCUCCAAAAUUUGUUAAAAAACAACAAUUCCAAUCAAAAUUUUUUUAAAGAAGGCUCAUAUAUUCAACGUAUGAAACCUUGGUUUGAAGUUGGAGAUGAAAAUUCCGGCUGGUCUGCCCAGAAAGUGACCAAUCUACACCUAAUGCUCCAGCUUGUUCGCGUACUGGUAUCCCCCACUAAUCCUCCUGGUGCAACCAGUAGCUGCCAGAAGGCCAUGUUCCAGUGCGGGUUACUGCAGCAGCUCUGCACUAUCCUGAUGGCCACCGGAGUUCCUGCUGCUAUCCUGACUGAGACCAUAAAUACUGUAUCAGAAGUUAUUCGGGGCUGUCAAGUAAAUCAAGACUACUUUGCUUCUGUAAAUGCACCUUCAAACCCACCAAGACCGGCAAUUGUAGUACUUCUCAUGUCCAUGGUUAAUGAGAGGCAGCCAUUUGUAUUGCGCUGUGCUGUUCUCUAUUGUUUCCAGUGCUUCUUAUAUAAAAACCAAAAAGGCCAAGGAGAAAUUGUGUCAACACUGCUGCCUUCCACCAUUGAUGCAACAGGUAAUUCAGUCUCCGCUGGUCAGUUAUUAUGUGGAGGUUUGUUUUCUACUGACUCACUUUCCAACUGGUGUGCUGCUGUGGCCCUUGCCCAUGCUUUGCAAGAAAAUGCUACCCAGAAAGAACAGUUGCUCAGGGUUCAGCUCGCUACAAGUAUCGGCAACCCUCCAGUUUCUUUACUACAACAGUGCACCAACAUCCUUUCACAGGGUGAUAAGAUCGACAGACGGGGAAGCAAAAUACAGACAAGAGUUGGAUUAUUAAUGUUGCUUUGUACCUGGCUGAGCAACUGUCCCAUUGCAGUAACACAUUUUCUUCACAAUUCAGCUAAUGUCCCAUUCCUUACAGGCCAAAUUGCAGAAAACCUUGGGGAGGAAGAGCAGCUGGUGCAGGGCUUAUGCGCCCUUCUGUUGGGCAUUUCGAUCUACUUCAACGACAACUCACUUGAGACCUACAUGAAAGAGAAACUAAAACAACUAAUCGAGAAGAGGAUUGGAAAAGAGAAUUUUAUAGAGAAGCUAGGAUUUAUUAGCAAACACGAGUUAUAUUCCAGAGCAUCCCAGAAACCCCAACCAAACUUUCCCAGUCCAGAAUACAUGAUAUUUGAUCAUGAGUUUACAAAGCUGGUAAAAGAACUUGAAGGUGUUAUAACUAAGGCUAUUUAUAAAUCCAGUGAAGAGGAUGAAAAAGAAGAAGAGGUGAAGAAAACAUUAGAACAGCAUGACAGUAUUGUGUCUCACUACAAAAAUAUGAUUCGUGAGCAAGAUCUACAACUCGAGGAAUUAAGGCAACAAGUUUCCACAUUAAAAUGUCAAAACGAACAGCUCCAGACAGCAGUCACACAGCAGAUGUCUCAGAUUCAGCAGCAAAAGGAUCAAUACAACCUUCUUAAAGUCCAGCUAGGAAAAGAGAGCCAGCACCAGGGUUCCUGUAGCGAAGGGACGCACGUGAACGGCAUUCAGCCAGAAGAAAUCGGUAGGUUACGAGAAGAGAUAGACGAAUUAAAAAGUAAUCAAGAACUUUUGCAAAGCCAGUUGGCUGAAAAGGACUCUGUAAUUGAAAAUUUGAGAUCGUCCCAAAUAUCUGGCAUAGAUGAACAGUCUUCAGCCGCAGCUUCAGCCAGAGAUUCUGAACAAAUUGCAGAGUUAAAACAGGAACUGGCAGUGUUAAAGUCUCAGUUAAACUCUCAAUCUGUGGAGAUCACCAGGCUACAGACAGAGAAGCAGGAGCUAUUGCAGAAAACAGAAGCACUUGCAAAAUCAGUUCCUAUACAAGGAGAAAAUGAGACUGUAACAGCCACUAAAACUACUGACGUAGAAGGAAGACUAUCAGCGUUAUUACAGGAGACGAAGGAAUUAAAGAAUGAAAUUAAAGCUCUGUCUGAAGAAAGAACUGCCAUUAAAGAGCAGCUAGAUUCAUCUAACAGUACCAUUGCCAUUUUACAAAAUGAGAAAAACAAACUAGAGUUGGAUAUUACAGAUUCCAAAAAAGAACAAGAUGAUCUCUUGGUGCUGUUGGCCGACCAAGAUCAGAAAAUACUGUUAUUGAAGAAUAAGCUCAAAGAUCUUGGUCAUCCGGUUGAAGAGGAGGAUGAGCUUGAAUCUGGAGACCAAGAAGAUGAGGAUGAUGAAAAUGAAGACAGUGGCAAGGACCAGGAUCAUAUCUAGCUUUAGAGUCCCUAGGAAUGAUAGAUUAUAUUGUUACUUUGAAGAUGGAAUCUUAAGACAGUGCUUUGGUUUGCCUCCACAGAAAAUAAAGAUUUAGAAACCACAUGGAAAGCAUUUACUAGUAAGACUAUUGUUAUACUUUUUAAAUGUUGCCACCCAUGUUGAGAACCCUAAAACUUCCAUGUUAUUUGGAACACGCAUCUUUUUCUUAAAUUCAUCUGAACGGUCCCGAACUGUACUUUGCAAAGAGCUUCAGACGCCAAAACUAUACCAUGUUAAGGCAUGUGGUGGCAAUGCUGUUCACCUUGGUUUAUUGGUUGUUUACUUUUCAGGAUUUGUUACUUUUAAGUACUAACACAUUUGAUUUAAUGUGUAUUGAAUUGGAAUCAUUGUUUCUAAAUUCGGCAUCUGAAUUCUUUGCCUAUGAUUUCCUUUUAAAGUCAGUUUACUUAGAGGCCUGAUGGCCUAGUCGGGGAAGACGCCCAGCCCUCUCUCCAGUAUGACUCCCCAGAUGAGCAGGGCAGGACAGUUUGGAGUGAGAGAGUGCCUUGACCCCGGACACAGCCGCAUUCAGUACCUCGUGCCGUGACAGGACCCGGACAGUGCGAGGAGGGCAGUUCUGAGAAACAUUUGCAACGGUGUAUUCAUAUGAUGGGUUUUCUUUUUAUUUUAAGCUAAACAUCUAAAACAUUAUAAAUUAACAGCUCAUACAACUCA
This is a messenger RNA of Tupaia belangeri chinensis (Chinese tree shrew), 4005 nucleotides long. RefSeq names its product USO1 vesicle transport factor (gene USO1). Gene Ontology annotation, molecular function: protein binding. The transcript has 27 exons. The record is from RefSeq and is a predicted model, not a curated record. NCBI's taxonomy places the organism in Eukaryota, Metazoa, Chordata, Mammalia, Scandentia, Tupaiidae. The coding region runs from base 1 to 3288 and encodes 1095 amino acids. Gene Ontology annotation, biological process: transcytosis; intracellular protein transport; endoplasmic reticulum to Golgi vesicle-mediated transport. Gene Ontology annotation, cellular component: ER to Golgi transport vesicle membrane; Golgi membrane; Golgi stack.